AUGAACUUAGAUCUUAAAAAAAGAGAUUUUGAAAAGCAUUCUUUUCUACUGCUAGAAAAUUCAAAGUCAUUUUGGAUUACAAAGCACAGGAGAACAAGGCAGAGAAGAGGACAAGGCGGUGGUGGACAAAGCAGUGGAGAACAAGGCAGUGGAGGACAAAAGCAGUGGAAAACAAGGCAGUGGUGGACAAAAGCAGUGGUGGACAAAAGCAGUGGUGGACAAAGCAGUGGAGGACAAGGCAGAGGAGAACAAGGCAGAGGAGAACAAGGCAGUGGAGGACAAGGCAUCGGAGGACUAUGCAAAAGACAAAUCACAGGAGUACAUGGCAGAGGAGAACAUGGCAGAGAAGAACAAGGCAGUGGAGAACAAGGCAUUGGAGAACAAGGCAGUGGAGGACAGGGUAGUAAUGGACAAGGCAGUGGAGAACAAGGCUGUGGAGAACAAGGCAAAAGACAAAUCACAGGAGGGCAAAGCAGUGGAGAACAAGGCAGUGGUGGACAAGGCAGUGGAGGACAAGGCAGUGGAGGACAAGGCAGUGGAGGACAAGGCAGUGGAGAACAAGGCAGUGGAGAACAAGGCAGUGGAGGACAAGGCAGAGGAGAACAUGGCACUGGAGGACAAGGCAGUGGUGGACAAGGCAGUGGUGGACAAGGCAGUGGAGAACAAGGCAGUGGAGAACAAGGCAGUGGUGGACAAAGCAGUGGUGGACAAGGCACUGGAGAACAAGGCACUGGAGGACAUGGCAGAGAAGAACAUGGCAGUGGAGGAUCAGCAAAGGAUCACAAUGUCUUGUUACAAUGA
Messenger RNA from Strongyloides ratti, 801 nucleotides. RefSeq lists its product as hypothetical. The transcript has 4 exons. The coding region runs from base 1 to 801 and encodes 266 amino acids. The record is from RefSeq and is a predicted model, not a curated record. Lineage: Eukaryota; Metazoa; Nematoda; Chromadorea; Rhabditida; Strongyloididae.